Molecule: messenger RNA, 819 nt
Organism: Neofelis nebulosa (Clouded leopard)
Lineage: Eukaryota; Metazoa; Chordata; Mammalia; Carnivora; Felidae
Product: neutrophil gelatinase-associated lipocalin-like
Exons: 7
Coding region: 83-679 (198 amino acids)
Molecular function (GO): small molecule binding
Source: RefSeq, a predicted model, not a curated record
UAGCAUCCCCCCAGAAGUCUCCUCACUCAUCCCCUCUUUCAGGGAAACUGAAAGUGGUGCCUGCCUCCUUGGCCCUGAAGUCAUGGCCUUAGGUAUCCUGUGGCUGGGCCUUGCCCUGCUGGGUGCUCUGCAGACCCAUGCCCAGGAUUCCACCCCAAACCUGAUCCCAGCCCCGCCUCUGCUCUCGGUCCCUGUGGAGCCUGACUUCCAGAAUGAGCAGUUCCAGGGGAAAUGGUACUUCUUAGGAUUGGCAGGGAAUGGAUUCAAUAAAGAAAAGCACAGGAAGAUGAAGAUGUACAUUGCCAACUACGAGCUGAAUGAAGACAACAGCUACAAUGUCACCUCUACUGUGGCCUGGAACCAGACCUGUCAUCCCUCGACCAAAAUUUUCCUCCCAAAUUUGCGUCUAGGCCAAUUCAACCUGGGCAACAUUGAGCGUUACACUGGAAUCCAGAACUACACUUCAAAAGUGGUGACCACAGACUACAACCAGUUUGCCAUACUGUACUUCAAGAAAGUUCACGACAACCAGGAGUACAUCAAGGUCGUCCUCUAUGGGAGGACCAAGGAGGUGCCUUCUGUACCGAAGGCAAUCUUCAUCAGCUUCAUCAAAUCCCUGGGCCUCACUGACGACCACAUCAUCUUCCCUAUCCCCAAUGAUGAGUGCAUGGAUAAGUAAGCAAGUGUGCGGUGCCCUUUGGCUUUCUCUCCACCCCAUGCCCUCCCACCAGCCUGUAUCCAGGGCACCGCCCAGCUGUCCCCACCAGCCUGGACACCAUUGAGAGAGCCAGGGGACCCUCUAACUGCACAGACCACCAG